AACAAAGUCAUCCAAUCACAAAAAAAUCUGAAAGGGGAUUUUUGCUGUAUCUUGGCUCAGAUGGUGCUACUCAGCACCGGUUAGUUGGUCCAGAUGUCGGAGGACCAGCGGCACCGGCGGGGGGAGGCCGGUCUGGAGGCGGGGGAGGGCGACACAGAGCCCAGCAUGCUGCUGCAGAAACUCAAGAGCAACAUCUCUAAGAGCGUUCAGACCAAAGUGGACCAGAUCCUGCAAGAUGUUCAGCGUUUCUCCGACAACGACAAGCUGUACCUGUACCUCCAGCUGCCCUCUGGACCCAGCUCCGGAGACAAGAGCGGUGGUGACUCCAGUUCGUUCAACACAGCCGACCAGCUUCACACCUGUAACUGGAUCCGCAGUCACCUGGAGGAGCAUUCAGACACCUGCCUGCCCAAACAGGACGUCUACGAGACCUACAAGAGAUACUGUGAGAACCUGCAGCAUCGCCCGCUGAGCGCCGCCAACUUUGGAAAGAUCAUCAGGGACAUUUUCCCCAACAUCAAGGCCCGACGGCUCGGCGGCAGAGGACAGUCCAAGUACUGCUACAGCGGCAUCAGGAGGAAGACGGUCCUCAACAUGCCUCUGCUGCCCAACCUGGACCUGAAGAAUGACCCGUCGGAGCUGACUGAGCUGGUCCAGACGUACAAACAGGAAGUGACAGAGGCGGCGUGCGAGCUGAUCUGCGAUUGGGCGCAGAAGAUCCUGAAGCGUUCCUUCGACACGGUGGUGGAGAUCGCUCGGUACCUGAUCCAGGAGCACAUCGUCAACCCUCGCUGCAGCCAGGCCGAGCUGGUCACCUCUGCAGCGCUCGCAGGAGGUCCAGCGAAACCUCACAAGGUCAUCAAGAAAACUCCCGUCAUCUCUAAACCCGAGGGCGACGGCGCCGCCGAUCAGAAGAAGGAACUCGGAGACUCUUCCUCCUCGUCUUCACUGAAGCCGCCGCCUGGAGAAAAACCAGCCGCGGCAGCCAAACCUUCCUCCCUGGAUGCCGCUCCUCCUCCUCCCUCCUCUCUGCGUCCUGCGGUGGAAGCCUUCAUGAAGCAGUUACCCAGAAUCCUCCCUCGGAGCUCCAUCCCCGAUAAGACCCAGCUCUCGGUCCGCUCCUCUCCGCCCUCGCUGGCUCCCAAAGACGCCUCAGGCAUUGGGGGUGCGUCAGGACCCGGGGGCCCGGCCGCAGCCGCCGCCGCCAGCGGUGGUGGGGUGAAGGUCAUCGCCAUGGCGACGCUGCCCCAGCAGCAGGGCGGGCCCGUCCCGCUGAUGAUCCUGCCGCAGGGCUGUCUGUCGUACGAGAGGGAGAAGGUGGCCCCGCCCCCGCCGCCUCCUCCCCAGCAGCAGCAGCAGCAGCACGCCCCUGCAGCCCCCACCUCUGUGGUCCAGAAAGCAAGAGGGAACGCCAGCAAGCGCCCCCUGGAGGUGCCGUCAGGCGGUGGAUCUGCUUCCAACGCCCCUCCGGUGAAACGGAAACGUGGACGACCGAGAAAACCUCGGCCAGAGGACGCCCUGCCUCCUGCUCCUCCUCCUCCCCAGCCUCCCCCUCCUGCGCCUCCCUCCCACACGCCCAUCAUCACCUCCAUGACCGGCAGCGUCAUCCAGAAAGCCUCCUCCUCCUCCUCCUCUUCCUCGCAGCCAGUGCUGGAGCUGGUGAUCCAGGACCAGCAGGGGCUGGUUCUGAGUCCCCUGCCGGCGGUGUCUGACCCGGCUCACCGGCUGGUGGAGCACCGCGGGGUGGUGGUGCAGUGUCAGCCGGGCGGGGCGGGUGAGCCGGACCACCAGCCCCGGCCCGUGCUGCUGUUCCAGAGUCAAGGAAACCACUGCUGGGAGCUGGCGGCGCCGGGACGGACCCCGAUGGUGGAGGUCAUUCAGAAAGCUCCGAGACCGAGCAAUAACAACAGCGGCGCCGCUCCUCCGCCCGCAGCGCUCCUCCACGCUCCUCCUCCUCUGCCCACGCUGCACGAGGAGCAGGGGGAGGUGGAGAUAACGUUGACGCCGGUGGAGAUGCACGACGACGCGCCGCUGCCUUCCACCUCUUCUUCUUCUGCUGCUCCUGCAUCCUCUCCCUCCAUCUGCUCCAUCACUGUGAUGAAAAGUGAGGAAGAGGAGGCGGGAGAGAGCGGCAGCACCUCCUCACAGGGGGAGGGACACUAGCUCCCGUCACUCUUCUUCCUCGUCUUUUUUUAUCAGCCCCCCCCCUUCACUCAGCUUUUACCUCACCUGCAACAAACCUCUCCCUUAUUGGUGGAAAUCCCAGAUUGGCGAGAGCAGAGAGCCAAUCGAGGAGGAUACAUGAAGCCACGCCCCCUCGACUGUCCUUCCUCUCGUCUCAUUGCACUUGUGAACAGACUGGACGCUUUUAGAAAAGACUGUCUGUCAGAUGUGGCUGAAACCAGAAGAACGGACUCCUCAAGUGGCCUCGCAUCAAACUGUCCUCUCUUCCCUGCUUGCUUCCUUCCUUGCCUCCUCGUAUCCUUCAUCUCCAGACUCCUCAUUUUCUGUGCUGAGGUUUGCUCGUCCGCUGCAUCGCUUCCGCUGCUUCAGAUCGAUUUAUAGAGAAAUAAAACACAGAUAAAGAUAGAAAAAAGGAAGGAGGGUCGAUGGAAGAAUAAUAGGAAGAGGGGAAGGAGACAUGUGCUCAGUAUUGAAUCAGGCCCCAGACAGAGUUCAGCCUGAAGUAUGUGGAUACAGCAGGUACUACGGGUCAGAGCCUUGGAAAGGUUCUUUGUGCUAAAUAUGAAAUAUUUAACAGAGUUCGGCCUCGAUUCACCUUCAGUUCAUGGAAAUCUAAGAUGUUUCUGGAUGUUUUCAAGCCGUGAAAAACUUCCCUAACUCACCGAGAAGGCGAAGCUAAAGGCCCGUUUGGCGCUUAAAAGCUCAAACGUAAACAGUUUUGGUUUGAAUGUGAAUCGAAGUCCGGCUCUGCUCUCCUCUUUGAAGAGUUCCUCUGUUCUGAACGGCUUUUGGUUUGUUGUGUUUGUGUUCAGUGGAUAUUUCUGAUCGUCCUGUGUGAGAGAAAUAUUGUGUAAAAUGAGCCGUGCGAAUCUAAAUUAUUUAUUUAUCCAGAUUAGUCGAGGCUAACAAGGACAUUUUAUCAUUAGACUCGUUUCAUUAAAUUUAAGGUAUUUCAGGUCCAAGUCUGUGGUGGGCGGCGGCCACGUUUGUCAGUUCAGCGAAGCCAUUUCGGAUCUGGUUCCUGUUUACCCCCAAUCUCUAAUCGAAACCCUUUAUCUGUCUUUGAUUAGCAAAGAGACAAAACAUUUAGGUGCCUGCUUUUCAUUUCAAGCCGCCAAACAACCCCGGCAGCAGAUCCUAUCAGAACUUUAAACUCUGAGGCGACAAAUUUAACGGAAUGUAACGGCGCUGAAGAAUCACGAGAGCAGAAUUAUGUUUGUGCAGACCGAACCGUUAAAACCCUUCCUGGAUUAAGUAAGCAUGAGAUGACAAAUGGUGCGUUCCAGUUGUACUGGGAAGACGGAAAGUUCCAAGUCGGAAAUUUCAACAGGAACGGGCCCUUAAAUUGGAUUUCCAACUGUACCCCCGACGUCGUGAUCCAAGAUGGCGGCUCUGAGUAUCAACGGUUAGUUAAAGCUGCCAAAAUAAAAUCCUCAGUAUGUAUCGUGAUAUAAAAACAAAUUAAUUUACAGGCCAGUCCUGCUCGAGUAGCUUAUACAUUACCUUGUCCACAAGAACAAAAACUUAAACACAGUCUAAAUCAAAGUAUUUGAUUAAAGAAUCAGAAACAGUAUUUAUGGUAUUGGGUACUCUUUGCUUCGAACACGGGCCUGCCUACCACAGCGAGACCCGACGUGUUUUCAUUUUUAGUUAUUUUUUUGUUCGUCACCUGCCCUUUUCCCUCCAAGCUACUUUACCCCGAGUCCUCUCAGUGUUUCUCCUAUAUGCAUUGAGCAGCGGCGGUGAGCAGCGUAUCUCCUGGAAGGAAUCAGGAGGCGCGUAGCGAGCGUUUGAUUGUCCGAGUGGCAGAAAGUGACAGGUUUGUCUGUUGUUUUCUCACCUGCUGGAAAACAUCUCUCCUCCCCUGUAGACUGCGCAAAGAAGGGAAGCUUAUACUGUAGCCUAGGCUGCGUCUAUUGGCUGCUACGUAACUGAACACUAGCUCAAUUUAUAGAGAGUAUAAAUUCUGUUGGUUAUUUAUUAUCUGCUCUAUUUGUUCAGAGAUAUGGUGAAAAUACAUAUUCUUAAUUGGAAAACGUAAGAUUUUCUUGGGGGAGGAUCCUCAAACCCCCCGACCACCACGACCUACACCAAAACAUUCAGCUAAAGUUCACAUUAAACUGGGAAAACACUGAAAUUUUAAGCUGUUCUAAGGUGCAGCGCAUGCUCAUGGACACCAGAGCAAUGUUGCUGAGACAUGUUGUGUUUGGGUUUUAUAUUCUAACAGAAAUAUUGCUUCACCUUCGCUGCUACAACUCCAUCCUAGGGGAAACACUGCCUCGUGAGACUGACAUUAGCACUUAAAGUGUCUCCAGCCUCCGCUCGCUGGGAUACAAAUGUCAGUAAAUGAAUAAUUUGUGGCGUCUAAUCGCAGCCAGAAAAACAGGUUUAAAGUUUUCAUGUUGACAAAAAUGGCGUCAGCUCAGGCAGAAAGAGCAAAGCACAAAGUUACCUGCCACGUAGCGAAAAAAAAAAUAAUGUUAUAAUGCAGUAAAAAAUAAAAAAUGUAUUAAUGAGGGAUAUUUGCAGAAAAUUAGCUUCUGUAGCACUGAAGUUUAGUCUAUGUGAUUAGCCUGCUUAGCUGUUGUUGUAUGUUGCCAUGCGCCCUUUGCACUAACUCUUCGACCACCUCUUGAUCACCACUGACGCACUGUCGGAUCAGCAAUGUGACACGACCAUGUUUGAAGACGUAACCUGAGACACUCUUUUGGCUUUCCCGUCAACUCGUUUGCUUUGGUACGAGCUCGGAGACGCUGGCUGUUUUUUUUGUUUGCUGCUCAUGCUAACUACCCACAGUUCUUCUUUUUCAGUUUAUGGCAAACAGAUGAGAAAAGCAGAAUACAUUACUGUCCCUGCAGGAAAGAGAAAUCAAAGAGUGACUGGAGAAGUUUUUAUUUUUGGAGGGCACAUUUGUGUAAAAUGGGAAAAGAUAGGUCCUCAUUGAAAGACACAAAGAUAGAAAAGAAAGAUGCCAAAAAUGACAUUUAAAAGAAUAAUUUUAAUGAUUUUUUAUAGCUGAAUUUAAUCUCUGUUGUCCAAGGAAGGUUAAAACCAAGAGUCAGUCCAAACUGAAGAAGCCUCUUGGAAAAGACGUCUUUAGGGAACCUGGAUUUAAUCCUCUUUGGAUAAGUAGGACUUCAAGAAAAACCUUCAGUCUUAGAGGUGCAGGAAACUUUAUUUAGAACAUUUAUACAUUUUAUAUGUAUAAUUCACUUGGAAAAGUAUUUAGAGUUGCAGAAAAGUCCAGAUGCCAGUUUUGCAUCCAACUAGAAGUUACUCUCCACAUAAAUAUCUCUUUUCUUUGUCACUUGGAAAAAGCUCAGUGUUUGAUUUAUGGUUAACAUCUUACCCUCACAUACAUGUUUCACCUGUAAUAGUCCCAGUUCUAAUUAAUUCGACUAAUGACUGUCAAUCAUCAUAGUCAGAGCAAUCAACAGCAGUUGAAGACUGAAAACAUACAACAAAAACCUAUUUAGUUACUAAUUCACAAGUUUCCUGCACCUUUAACCACAAAAAACAGUUGAUUGAUUGUGUGAAAGGUUCGUCUUUUUGCUGAUGAUCUCAUGCUGUAAAGGAAAAGUAUAAAGGAUUAAAGAAAUACAUUUAAAUAUUACUGAUGAGCUUUCCCUUUAGGCUGAACCUCACAAUCCACCCAGAACAACACAACAAGUUAAAGUUUUCCAUCGUUUCACAAAUAGGUCGCACACUAGGAAGAAAAAAAGCACUGAAAACACAGAAUCAUUAAAUGCAUAACCUUUUGUGUCAACCUGGAAUAUUUUGAAAAGAAACUCCAAAAUAAUAAAAAGGCACUUGUGUUCGGCAGCUGGGUUUUGGUCUGUUGGUCAGACAAAACGAAGACUUCCAAGUUGGUUUUCACAUUUUUCAGAUAUUUCAUUGCCCAACGGAUUUAUCUGUUCGUAAAGAAAAUAAUCCACUAAUUAAUCAAAAAGGAGUUGCAGCCCUAAUGGAAACUCUAUAAGCAGACACCAUCCAUCUUCAACCGCUUAUCCGGGGUCGGGUCCCGGGGGUAGCAGCUCCAGCAGGGGACCCCAAACCUCUCUUUCCCACAUUACCCAGCUGUGUGGGGGAUCUUGAGGCUUUCCCAGGCCAGUGUGGAGAUAUAAUCUCUCCUCCUAGUCCUGGUUUUUCCCUAAAGACCAUAACGCCAUCACAAGUUGUAUAAGAAUAAACAAAUCUUUGCUCAGCUCGACUAGUUAGUUUUAAAGAAGAAGCAGGACCAUUAAACGUGCAUGACAUUCAGUUACAAACCUCGUUAGUCAACCACGAAUAACUUAAUGAGUUUCUUCACCACUAAGCUGACGAAAUUAUUCGCUCUUCCUCCUCUUCUUCUUCCGUCAUCAUGGUAAUGCCACAUUGCUGACGUCUGUUCUUCGCCUCUUGCCAAACAUGCCUCUCGCUCCACGUGAGGGCGUCUUCUUCAUCGUUGGUGCUACAAAGUGCAGGGCUCGGCGCCGCCCUCGGCCCUCGCUGUUUUCCAUCCUGUAAUCACAGAUUUAGUAAAAAAAAAAAAAAAAAAAAAAAA
Micropterus dolomieu (smallmouth bass) is the source of this 6727-nucleotide messenger RNA. It is a transcript of the gene rfx5, whose product is annotated as regulatory factor X, 5. Gene Ontology annotation, biological process: regulation of transcription by RNA polymerase II. The transcript has 11 exons. The record is from RefSeq and is a predicted model, not a curated record. Gene Ontology annotation, molecular function: DNA-binding transcription factor activity, RNA polymerase II-specific; RNA polymerase II cis-regulatory region sequence-specific DNA binding. NCBI's taxonomy places the organism in Eukaryota, Metazoa, Chordata, Actinopteri, Centrarchiformes, Centrarchidae. The coding region runs from base 94 to 2163 and encodes 689 amino acids.